AUGCCUGACCGCACCCCCGACAAGCCGAAGCCCAACCCUGGCCCGCAGUACCUGAAGGGUGAUGGCAAGUUCAAACGCGAAGAGCCUGAGCUGGGCUUCUUCCAGACCAAGCUGCGUGACAAGGAGGGCCUUGAGGCCCAGAACAAAAGACACGUGAGAAACAAGAAGGAGAAGGAGACCAAGCAAGAGAAGGAGGAGAUGAAGGUGAAGGACCAGAAGCGAAAGCUUUAG
This is a messenger RNA of Penicillium atrosanguineum, 231 nucleotides long. RefSeq lists its product as uncharacterized. Lineage: Eukaryota; Fungi; Ascomycota; Eurotiomycetes; Eurotiales; Aspergillaceae. The transcript has 2 exons. The coding region runs from base 1 to 231 and encodes 76 amino acids. The record is from RefSeq and is a predicted model, not a curated record.